GCAUAUAUGAUAAACAGAGAGUAGCAGAGUGGUUGGGAGGGGCACACAAUGCAGAUAGUCCGGGUAGCCAUUUGAUGACCUGUUCAGGAGUUUUAUGGCUUGGGGGUAAAAACUGUUGAGAAGCCUUUUUGUCCUAGACUUGGUACUCCCAAGUACGAAACGCUCUGAAUUUACGAACGGAAAAUCUGACAAAGUUCUGAAUUUACGAGCGAACUCUGGCACUCCAGAUGGAAUUUAAUAACGCACCCAAAUUCGUAAAAUGUCUAACUAGUAAUUUGUCAUGGUUGCAUAGCAACAGCAUCAACUUCUGGUAGACACGCGAAGAACUCAACAGGAAACAAUGGGAAGACCUGAGUUCCAUGAUAGCCUGAGCAGAAACGAAACUUCUUCUUAGCCAAAAGGACGAGAAGGAUACUGUUCGUUUACAGUAUGCUAAAAUGAACUAAUAGUAUAUACUCAUUAAGUAUGUAGUACACAGUAUGUUAGUAUGGGUUUUCGAACACAGCCUUGGUGCUUGCCCCAGUUUACUCUAUUUACAAAACGCCGACAAUGUGCAUUGUCCUGGGCUGCAAACCACCAGUUUCCACACGUUUCCAAAAGACUACAUCGUAUUCCGAAAAUUGGUGAGAUUCGCCUCCUUACACGAGAAUGGCGUGUUGAACGGCACUCGGAUACGCGAGGCUCAUUUCAGCAAAGAAUGUUUUCGACUCCAUACACCGAGAAAGUGAUUGUUGUGGGAUGACGCGGUUCCCACGAUUUGUCCCAGCGAUAGCCCGAGCAGAACCGAUACUUCUUCACUUUAUGUUAACCAAAAUGACGAGAAGAAGCAACACAGACCGAACCAAGAAGUUCAGGAUAGACCACGCGUGGAUUAUUCUGUUAUCCAGAACAGCAGGGACCCGAAACGUGAGCUCCAGUCAAUGGAUGCCGUGGUGGAGGCUAAGGAGUCAGAGACAGCCAUGACGGGGUUUAAGGAGUCAACGGAAGCCACAAUGGACGUUAAGGAGUCAAUUUCAGCCGCCAUGGACGUGAAGGAGUCCAUGCCAGUCAUGAUUGAAGUUAAUGAGUCAGAGUCAAAAGAAGCUGUUGUGGACAUUAAGGAGUCACAGGGAGCUGUUAUGGAACUCAAGAGGCAGUCUUCCUCCUCUGGCAGCCAGGGGCGGGACAGAGACCGGGAGUCGGACAGCUAUCUCCAGCACCUCCAGUGUCCCCACUGUCUGCUCCAGUGUAAGAGCCACUGCAGCUACCUCAUCCACAUCGCUAAGAUCCAUCCAAGCCGCUUGGAUGACACGCCUGUGGGUCGCCUGGGCAACGCCAUCUUCUACCAGCGCACAGCACGGCUGUUCCACUGCAGCUUGUGUUUCCACACGGCCAGGGAGUUCCCUCGCCUCUACGACCACCUGCUCACCUGCCACUGCCUCUCUGGGAAGGGCCAGGGUGAGGAGGGAGAAGGGGAUGAGCGUAGGGGGGAGGGGGGAGAAGAACAGGAAGGUAUCAGUGUAGACGUGCUUUCAAAAGACAGUAGUCAUCCUCCCAGUGAGCCCAAGGCAGAAGAGGAGGAUGAGGACAAAGGAGGUGUGAAGCAAGAGGAGGAAGGUAGGAAAAGAGGACUAGAGGAGAUGGAGGGAGGCGAGGACAAUGAAGAGGACUCCCGCUCAGCCGGCAGCCCCAUGAAACGAAAAAUAAGCCCUACGGCAGGCAGUGAGGAAGAUGAUCAUGAUGAAGAGGAAGAGGAGCUACAGACCAACAACAACAAAAAAAGUGACAAACACAAAAAGCAGGAAGAGGCCUUCCUGACCAAAUAUAUCCAGCGCCAGGGGGGUCGCUACAACUGUCGCCUGUGUGGCAAGCGCUCCAAGAUGAAGGGCCAUGCCAUCCACCACGUGAGCUACAAGCACGACGUGCCCAAACCUUACUGCUGUAAAGAGUGUAGCAAGGCCUUCAUACUAGAGUAUUCGCUACUCAACCAUAUCUACCACAACCACAGACAGGGCAUGUACCGCUGUCUCUUCUGCCCCUUCAGCUCUGACGUGGUGUGGGGCAUAAAACGUCAUGGCAACCGCUGCAAUGCCCGAAGCGGGGAGGGGGAGGAGGGGGAGGGCAGCAAUGGAGAAGAGUGAUUGGUUAAUGGUUGCUAACACAUACUGUACCUUCGUAAUCAGGAGAAGGGACUUCAGGCCUACAUUAUCUAAGUUCUAGAAUCUCUUUGCAUUGUGCAUCUACUUGGCUAGUAACCCUAGGUACAGUAGAUUCCACUGUCACAGAGGUGUAGAUUCUCAGUGAAGUAUGUAUUUACUUCCUCUGUACACACAGUGAUGAAGAAUGAGGUACUUUGUCAUUCUGUAGACUUUUCCUGAUAUACUGGAGCUGAUGGACUCAAAUGUAGAAUAUGUACUUUGUGAACUCAAAAAACAGCAUUAAUAUGUACAUGACAGCUGUUGAUGACUCAUAAUGCUACACAAUGAAACUAUCAAACUGACAAAAACAUGUUUUUUGUGUGUUUUUUACCUGCCUUUGUAUUGUCUUUAUUACAUGGGAUGUGUUUGUCUCUUUGAAAACAAUACAAUAAAAAUAAUACAUCAAUUUUA
This is a messenger RNA of Oncorhynchus keta (chum salmon), 2588 nucleotides long. RefSeq names its product chromosome alignment-maintaining phosphoprotein 1-like. The record is from RefSeq and is a predicted model, not a curated record. Bases 921 to 2120 code for a protein of 399 amino acids. Gene Ontology annotation, biological process: attachment of mitotic spindle microtubules to kinetochore. The transcript has 2 exons. Lineage: Eukaryota; Metazoa; Chordata; Actinopteri; Salmoniformes; Salmonidae.